AUGACCCCCCAAGCGUCCACCAACGGCGCACUGGCGGUACCCCGAAUGGAUGACGAAGGAGGGCAUAGAUCCCCAGUCUGCUCUUCUCCACAAGAAGAGGCAGAAUAUGCGGCAAAUUUUUAUCGCGUUGUUGAGGAAGGACAACCAGACUGUUUGAUGACAGCAAUGACAGACCCACGGUCGGCGGGGCUGGUUGGGUCACUACCCCAGACAACCUUCUUCGAGGCGCUCCACCGACUCUCCCCGACCCAUUUUGUGGAGCCCUUCCGCGACCUCCACCACCCCUUACAUUCUUGGACGAUCCUGCUCUCAGGCCUCAAGCAACUAGAAUCGCAUUUCGAUGACUUUACCGCCAAUUUGCUCACAAUUGUCGGCUAUCGAGCCGCCGUGCAGCCCUUGCAACUGGCAGAGUACACCCAUCUCUUAGACUGUGCUCGGUCAAUGGGGAAUGCACCUUUUGCAGUCGAGAUCUGGGAGUCAAUGGAGAGGCGGGAAGUCGCCCCGGAUACAGCAUGCUACAACCACUACAUGGAGGCCCUAGUCUGGGACCACUGCUACACGGGAAAGGAAGCAUACAAUCUCCGUAUCACUCCGCACUCUUAUCGUAAACGUCGCAAGGGGACAGUUGGCUGGCAAGGUUUUACCACCGGAAAUCCCAAGAGCGUUCGCCACGCUGUUCUGAAAAUCUAUAAUACCAUGCUAGAACAAGGAAUCUUGCCGGAUGAGCGCACCUAUAUCAACAUUCUGAUUGCAGGUGCGCGAGUCGGUCACAACAAAGGGAUGCGUGAGAUUCUCAAAACGGUGUGGAACAUCGACAUGUCCGCAAUGAGAGCCGAAGAAGACUCGUCAAAGCUACCCCCUCUCACCCCGUACGACCCAUGGUCGGCACUGCAUCCGACUGAAAAUCUUCUUUUUGCGAUCGCCCACGCCUUUGGCACCAACAACGACAUCCCUAGUGCGAUACGGCUGAUACAACAUAUCUCAUCUACCUACAAUGUUCCCAUCACAGAGAGAGUGUGGACGGAGCUCCUCCAGCGAGCAUAUGUCUUGUGCAGAGCGGGAAUGACAGACAAUGACUCCGAAAAGGCCAAAUUUGCAGGCACGGUUGGGCGCGUACCUAUGGACCUGGUUCAGUCUAUAUUCGGUGUCCUAACCUCCGCACCAUACAACUUCCUUCCGAGUCUUCAGGCAUGUCGAUAUAUGUUGAACAUCAGCAUGCACAACGGAAACUAUGAAGAAAGCAAGAUGGUCCUUCGAGGCGCCUACAGGGUCCUACAGGAGACGAGGAAAAAGCAAGCCGACGCCCGAAAGGCCGUCUUAAGACUUCUGAUACCACUGAUGGAAGCUGCCGAAGAACGAGCGGCGAUUGGUCAUCCCGUUGACGAGGACGAGUUUUUCGCGUGUCCUAUACUCGCCGACGCCGUCCACGCCUACGAUCUGCUCCAAUUAGAAGAAUUCCAAAAGGCUUAUCAACUCAAACGUUGCUGCUGGGCAGUGUUAAAGGCCAAGGGCUGGAAUGACAUCUCGGACUACGAAUGGCGAACGCAGGAGGUACCUAAGAUUAUGGAAGAGUGGCACGAUUUUCUGCCAGAGAUGAAAGAUGUCUAUAUGGGCAAAGAUAGCGGAGUGCUCUUGAUACAUGGUCGCACAAAUCUACAAUCGCGCAACUGGUUACUCGACCCGAGGAAGGUACCGGUACGACGACUAGCCAACAAGAAGAAGCUGUUUGCCCAGGCGGAGACACCCCGCCUAUCGGAGAGUAGGAUCUGGCGGAUUGUUCGCGCGCGGUAUCCCUCUUGCAAUAGACAGUCGGAGCGUCUCAAGAGGCUCUUCUGGUUCCAGGCGUCCCUAUCUCCCGAGUUGAUUGAAACUGUCCAGGAGCUUCGCUCUACUUGGACUGAGUAUCCCGAUGACUCGCCCUGGGGAAAGAAGAACCGGCCUGGCGCCGGUUUCUAUGGUCGUCUUGCAGCAUUAGGUAUGCUGAAGACUGAAAAACGGGGCAUUUACUUUCGCAGUGAAGGGAGCUUGGUGUGA
Molecule: messenger RNA, 2034 nt
Organism: Penicillium manginii
Lineage: Eukaryota; Fungi; Ascomycota; Eurotiomycetes; Eurotiales; Aspergillaceae
Exons: 1
Coding region: 1-2034 (677 amino acids)
Molecular function (GO): protein binding
Source: RefSeq, a predicted model, not a curated record